AUGACUUUCCACAGAUAUCUUUUCCUGAGCUUCUCCCUUACAAAAAACAAUUUUGUGCAAUAUUUCACAUUGCCCUUGUUUCCUUCCUCAGGGGUGUGUCUGACUGAGAACGAGUCUCAUUACAACACCAGAGCCAUAAACAGGAACACGGACGGCUCCACGGACUAUGGCAUUUUUCAGAUCAACAGCAGAUACUGGUGUAAAGAUGGAGGAGUGAGCGCCGCCAACGGCUGUGGAAUCAACUGCUCAGAUCUGCUCAGUGACAACCCAACAGUCGCCAUAAAUUGUGCCAAACGAGUCGUACGGGACCCCAACAGCAUCAGGGCCUGGGUGGCAUGGCGGCGGAACUGUCAGGGCCGAGACCUGAGCAGGUACCUCGCUGGAUGUGGAGUUUGAAAAAGAAAACCACAUGAAUGUCAUUGAAACAGCAUAAUCUUAGGCUUAGCUGCAUUUUACUUUGAACGAGGCUAUAUGUAAGGUUCUUUUCUCCAUGAAGAUGUUGUUGUUUGAUUAGAUAGUUCCUCAAAAUGGUUUUAAAUUUAAUAAUCUCCAUGGAGACAAGCAAGUUACUCUACAAUAAAAACACCUGUUAUUAAAUACAUACGAGAUAGAUACAGUCAUACCAUACUGUGGAACAUUCAAAACAAAACAAUAACAUUUUCAAGACAAGCAGGUGACGGACUCUCCACCAGAAAGUUGAAAUAGUGCAUCUUUCACACAGAAUCAGUUACAUUAUUUGUGAUUUCUUGCUGUAAACCUGAGGCAAUAAAGAGUUUGAAGCAUUUUA
Periophthalmus magnuspinnatus is the source of this 787-nucleotide messenger RNA. Its product is annotated as lysozyme C-like. The record is from RefSeq and is a predicted model, not a curated record. NCBI's taxonomy places the organism in Eukaryota, Metazoa, Chordata, Actinopteri, Gobiiformes, Gobiidae. The transcript has 4 exons. Gene Ontology annotation, molecular function: lysozyme activity. Bases 1 to 396 code for a protein of 131 amino acids. Gene Ontology annotation, biological process: defense response to Gram-negative bacterium; defense response to Gram-positive bacterium.